AUAACCACAAUGCCUAGGUAGGAGGUGGGUCUGAUAUCAAACGUUCAGAGGCUGAGCAUCUUGGGAGGUGUAGUACCAGGUGGGGCUACAGGGAUCGGAGGAGUUGAAGCGAGGAGACGGGAGGGGUCGGUGGACCACAGGUCCCGGCAGGCGCUGUGAGGCGCCGGGCGGCCGGGUUUUUGGUUCAAUUGGGUUCCGGGCAGCUUCGCCUCUCCGCCCCACCGCCCGCGGGCGGCCAGGGCGCGAUCGCCAUCAACAUGGCGGCAGCGAAUAACCCUCGGAAAUUCAGCGAAAAGAUCGCGCUGCACAACCAGAAACAGGCUGAGGAGACGGCCGCCUUCGAGGAAGUGAUGAUGGAGCUCAACAACUCGCGGUUACAAGCUCAGAAAGUACACCAGCUUCGUCUGUCACAAACACGAGGGCAGUAUUAUGGAGGCUCGCUACCGAACGUCAACGCCAUCUCGAGUAACACUGCUGAGUUCCAGAGUCCCUUCAACUCGGGGCUGGACUCGAGCCGGGGGACGCGGCAUCACGGUCUGGUGGAGCGGGUGCAGGUCGCCAGGCUGAUGUCACCGCACAGACGACAGGUUGACAGCUCCCCGUACAGCUCGGCAUACCUGUCACCUCCCCCGGACACCAGCUGGAGAAGGAAUGCCUUACCCUGGUGCAACUUCCCAGCUGAAAAGGGGCAUCGCUUCGGACUGACGUCGGCCCUCAACAGAACCAAUUCGGACUCUGCGCUCCAUACAAGUGUGAACAAUCCCAGUGUCACAUCUCCCUUCACCAGCACUGGACAGCCGUCGCUGGGCCACAGCAGGAAAAGUGGUCUGGCGGAUGGAGACCUGGAUAACCUCAGUAAAGGCUUCUCCUAUUCGGCCUCACCGCAGGAUAACCUUCAGGAUGAGGAUCAGACACUGCCAAAGGCGCUGUGGGACACCCAGAAGAUACAGAGUGUGGCAUCCCGGCCCAAGUCCUGCGAAGUUCCUGGCAUCAACAAAGGCCGCCUGCUAUUCUCUGAAGCCGGGACGCUCAUGACUCAGGAGGGCCUGGAGGAGUCAAUGACAUGGUCUCCGCCUGCCCAGCUGAAGGAGGACAUGUGGAGGCGAGGCAACAAGAUGAGCCUCUUCCCAUCGCCGGAUGCAGCCGCGGGCAUGCCACACGUUGUCGGGGCACUGAACACGGGUGGCUCUCUGCCGGACCUCACCAACCUUCACAUCCCAUCGCCGCUGCCCACUCCGUUGGACCCGGAGGAGUCCGCUAUCAGCGGCGGCAGCAGCACCGGCAACCUGGCCGGUAGUGUCAGACAGCGGGGGCUCAGCACUUCACUCAGGGUGGCUUCUGGCUUUGACGGCGCAGGUCUCUGCUCUGCGCUGCAGGGCUCCCUCAGUAGCAUGUCGCUACAGUCGUCACUCAGCAACCCCUCCCUCCACUCCUCCCUCAGCGGUUCCUCCCUCCACACCUCCCUCAGCAACCCCUCGCUGGCCCCCGCCCCCAGACAGUCGCCGCUGGGGGCCUCGCCCCUCCACUCAUCCCUCAGCACCUCGCCCCGGAGGCGGGCUCCCCUCAAUCCUCUUGUCCUGUCCGGACCUGACUCCCGGAGGAGCCAUGGCAAGCAGUUCUCGCCCACCAUGUCUCCCACCCUCUCGUCUAUCGCUCAGGGCAUUCCCUUGGACACCAGCAGCCUCCCUGUAGACCAGCAGCUGCCCCCCUACCCUUUCUGCCAGCAGCAGGCUUAUCAGCAGGCGAACUUCCAGCCAUCCCAGUCCUCCCAGCAGACGCAUUUUCAACUUUCCCAGUCCCAGCAGACAGGGUUCCAAUCUUCCCAAUCCCAGCAAACAGGGUUCCAAUCUUCCCAAUCCCCGCAGACAGGGUUCCAACCUUCUCAAACCCAGCAGACAGGGUUCCAAUCUUCCCAGUCCCAGCAGACAGGGUUCCAACCUUCCCAGUCCCAGCAGACAGGGUUCCAAUCUUCCCAGUCCCAGCAGACAGGGUUCCAACCUUCCCAGUCCCAGCAGACAGGGUUCCAAUCUUCCCAGUCCCAGCAGACAGGGUUCCAACCUUCCCAAUCCCAGCAGACAGGGUUCCAACCUUCCCAGUCCCAGCAGACAGGGUUCCAACCUUCCCAAUCCCAGCAGACAGGGUUCCAACCUUCUCAGUCCCAGCAGACAGGGUUCCAACCUUCCCAAUCCCAGCAGACAGGGUUCCAACCUUCUCAGUCCCAGCAGACAGGGUUCCAACCUUCUCAGUCCCAGCAGACAGGGUUCCAACCUUCCCAGUCCCAGCAGACAGGGUUCCAAUCUUCCCAAUCCCAUCAGACAGGGUUCCAACCUUCUCAGUCCCAGCAGACAGGGUUCCAACCUUCCCAGUCCCAGCAGAUGGGGUUUCAACCUUCCCAGUCCCAGCAGACAGGGUUCCAACCUUCCCAGACCCAGCAGAUGGGAUUCCCCACUUCCACAUCCCAGCAGACUGUGUUCCAACCUUCCAUGUCCCAGCAGACAAGCUACCAGAAGUCCCAGUCCUCCCAGCAGACAAAUUACCAGCAGACAGGCUCCCAGCAGGUGGGUUUUCAGCAAUCCCAGCCCUCCCAGCAGACAGGAUACCAGCAGACCCAGCAGAAGACCUUCCAGCAGCCUUACCAGCAGCAGAAGCUGCCGCCAUUCCAGCAGCCUCGGACCACCGACCAGCGCCAUCAACAGCUACCGUCGCUUACCUGUUCACAGCCGACAGCUGCACCCCUGGGUUACCAGACGGACACGACGCCAGCCGGUCAGGAGAGCGUGGUACCAUGUAGGGAGGUGGGGAACUGCACCUUCGCCCAGACCAGCGCCGAAGGGCUGAUGGACAACAGACAGGGACUCCUCAACAAACUUAACCUGUUCCCGUCCCACUGCACCAGUCCCAUCCCUGAUAUCAUCUUCACAGGUGACUCACCCCCCAGCUUCUCAAAGGAGAUUACCAGUGCCCUGGCAGGGGUCCCAGGCUUCGAACUUGCCUCCCAUUACCCGCUGGACGAUGAGCUGAAAGUGGGGCCCCUGUCUCUUGAUGGAUUGAACGUAUUCAGCGAGCCCGACCUGACCCUGCUGCCUGACCCCACCAUCGAGGACACCUUCCGGACUGACCACCUGUAAAGGGGGAGAGUGGGGGGGCUUGUCCGCCUGCCACCCCUGGCCCUGGGACCGUGAGCACCAGCACGGCUGAGCACAGAGCCACAGUCGGCGAGGACGAGGUCCCUCCCCAGCAGUUCCACGUCCACUGGUCGCCCGGUGCCCUUCAAAGAGGACCGAUGACGCCCUUCUCUCCUCACCGGAGGCGUGGACGCUGUAAAUACUGUGUAUUAUUAAUUCCUUGUAUCUCAGUGACUGUCCGGCCACGGUGGGGGGUGGGGGGGGAGGGAGGCGUGUACCCUCGAAGUGAGGGAGAGGCGCAUUGAGGUUUGUGUAUCAUGAGGCAGCGUGCCUUGUGUCUGAUAGGGAAGGUAGCACUUAUUACUGGGAUGGGGGAGAGGUGAGGCACUAGGGGUCACUGUCCGGCAGGAGAACCUGCCGGUGAUGGUGGUGAGUCAGGAGAAGUGGGGAGGGAGGAAAGGGGGGAAGAGGAGGAAGGGGAAAGGUGCAGGAGGAGGAGUGAGCGACGGAAGGGAAGGGAAAGGAAAACAGGAGAAAGAGAGGAGGGAGGAAGAGGGGUAGGGAGUGGAGGAUGGAGGGUGAGAGAGCUGGAGGAGAUAUACUUGUUACAGUGCCAAGGGCAACAAAUAAGCCAGAGGCUCAGGCCUCCAAGCAUGGAGGCAGUGACGGGUCUGUCACUGUAUAACACUGGGGUACGGUACCGGCGGGGAUGGGUCUGUCAUUGUAUAACACCUUGGUACCAUACCAGUGGGGAAUUAUGAUUUGAGGAUUUCUUCUCUGAGCACUGAUCUGGAUCUCUCAAAGAUGUUGUGGUUGGUUCAGCUCAAUCCUUUCUCACCAUCUGACACUGGGAUCAGCAGUACCUGUGAUUCCUCAACACAGUGACAUCCUCUCCCUGGUGUGUGUCUGCUCUGACCCUCUCCAUUUUGUCAACCCAUAUUCAUUCAUUCAUUCUCUCCUGCUCCCGGACCCCUCUCUCCCUGCUCUCUAUCUCCCUCCACCCCUCUCUGUGUCGCUGUCUUUCUCUUCUCCCAUCACCACCUCUCUGUUCCCUCUGCCUCUCCGCUCUCCUCUCUUCAUUGUAGUCUGUGUGGAGAGCAAAGAUACCUAUCUGCUGCUCUCGAGGCAGUGUUGCAGGCGGUGGGUGCAUGUGUAUAUAUUGUAGAUAGUGUAUUAUAUGAAAGUUGUUUAAAGUAUUCUCUGAGCUAUGCAAUACUAGUCUGCUGCAAAAAAUGUUCGAUGGUCCAUGUGCUUGGAUUCCACAGUCUCCACCUUGAAUUCUGCAACCCCUCUCCUAGCAGAGCUUCUCCAAGGACACACAGUCCCUGUGAGGGCCAGGGUGGCAGCAUCACCCUGACACGUACUCUCCACACACACCCAUGUCAGCAAAGCCUCCCCUUGGAACCUUCGCUGACUCACUCUCUCUCCCUCUCCCUCUCCCUCCCCCUCCCUCCCUCUCCCUCUCUCUAACCCCAGGGUCCCUGAGCUGUGAUGGGGAGCAGGAACCCCAGCAGACUCCACCCUCACCAACCCCACAGCCACUGGGCAGGAGCCCUGUCUUACUCCCCCUCACUCACACCCUCUCGCUCCUCCUCCUCCCUUUAUCUCCAUGUCUCUUUGCCCCCUCCCCCAAUCUCCAUCCCCUAUCUCCUGAAUUUUUCCUCUGCCUCUUCCCCCCGGAAUCUCUGGAGCUCCCUUCCUCCAUCCCACAGCGUGUGCAGAGACUGGAGCCUCUGCUGUCCUCCCCCCCGAAUCCACACUUGUGGAUUGGUGAGUGAAGUGGUGGGGAGAGGGAGUAGGGACACAGAUAACCUGCUGCACCUCAUUCCCUCUGUUAUCCCAUAGUUUCCCAAGAAAUGGUCCAUCAGAUCCCUAAGCCUUCCUGCUGUCUUCUGCUCCCCACCCCACAGAAUCCUGCCAGGCUGGAGGGUUCUUGGCACUCCUGCCCAUCUUCUCUCUCUGGCCCUCGGUAUCUAACCCUCCCCCCACACCCUCGUUCUUCUGCUUAGUGUCUGUCUCACAGCUGGGAUUUACUCCUGCUAAUCAGUCCCUUCCAGCCCUCUGCCCCUGCGUAAAGCCCUGGCUAGUGGCUGGGACCACCGCUCUGCGCAUGGGUAGCCCUACUCAGAGCUCCCUGCCACCUGCCUGACACGCUGCCACCCUUCCCUGGCUGUGGCCUUCACCUCUGUGCUAACACAGAUGUUUGUCAUAACGCGAGUCUGUCAUAUGGAGCUGAUGGGCAAUUCUCUCUUUUUUAUUGUAUAACUUUUGUAAAAGAUUAUUUUUUUGUUAACACUUAACUGUUUUGGAAAAAAAAAGGCAAGAUUACAAAGAAAUUUACAUUUUAACCUGCA
Messenger RNA from Hypanus sabinus (Atlantic stingray), 5479 nucleotides. Its product is annotated as CREB-regulated transcription coactivator 2-like. Lineage: Eukaryota; Metazoa; Chordata; Chondrichthyes; Myliobatiformes; Dasyatidae. Bases 258 to 3128 code for a protein of 956 amino acids. The record is from RefSeq and is a predicted model, not a curated record. Gene Ontology annotation, molecular function: cAMP response element binding protein binding. Gene Ontology annotation, biological process: positive regulation of transcription by RNA polymerase II; protein homotetramerization. The transcript is spliced from 15 exons. Gene Ontology annotation, cellular component: nucleus; cytoplasm.